AUGAGUAACGGCACCCCAGUCCCUAAUCUCAGCGCCGUUGACGCCUUUGCGCGCGCCCUCUUCCGCCGCGCAAAGACGGCCGGCCCAGAAUUUGCAGACAUCGCAACCGUCGUCCGCCGCUUGCAUACAGUCCUUAAGCACCUAAAAGUCGAAGCAGAGGACCCGGACUCGCUCCUCAACUCUGGCACUGGCGCUGCCGUAUACACCCGCCAGCUGACUCCUCUUGUUGAGGACUGUGACUUCACCCUCAAGCAGCUCGACACCAUCAUCGAAAAGUAUGGCGGUGUCGACAGGCUCGAGGGCCGUGAGCGUGAUAUGGUCGCCAUGAUCCGCACUAAGCUUGCUGAUCAAAAGACAAACAUCGACAUGUUCCUCGACACCAUCCAGCUGCACAACCCCACAAAGGCCCAACGUGUUGUCGACGAGCAGGGUGGUAACCUUGACGCCAUCAAGGACAAGGUGGACGCCAUUGCUGCGAGACUGUUCGCCCGGAGAGACAGCGGCAUCGGCGACGACGAUGAGGACCUAUGGCAGCAGUUCAGGACUGAACUGGAGAAGGAGGGCUUUUCCAAGGAAGUUUUGAGGAAAAACAAGGAGGUUCUACGCGCUUACAUCCGCGAGUUGGAGGAAUCAACUGGAAACGACGCAACGGCACCCCCGUCUGUCCGCGGCCUGCUCGCUCAAGAACGCGCCCACCCGCACCCAGCCAUGGCCUUCACCCCGGCGUCCUACCCUGACGGCGGCGAGACCUAUGGCUCCCUCGACGCCCGGGGCAACCGCCGCAUGGCCGACCCGCGCUCCUCCGUCCCGAACAUGCCAAACCAGUACAGCACCCUGUCGACUUAUGAGCAUGACACGGACGACGAGCACAACGACUCGCUCGCCCUCAUCUCCACCCGCGACCUCAUGGCCAUGGACAACCUCAAUACCGGCAUGGAUAACCUUCGCCUAUCCACUGCACCCCUCCAAAACUAUAGCAUUUCCCCCUCGUCCGCCUCCCCGUCAUCCCGCUAUCUGCCCCCGGAUGUAGCCGCAGUUCGCGCGGCCGCAGAAUUCUCCUCCUCUCCAACAAGCAACACCGGCGUCUCCCCUCGCUUCGUCCCACCUAUCCCGUUCCCUAACGGCGGGCCUCCCCCCACCUCCUAUGGCGCCUCCCCACGGACCUCAGCCAGCCGUCUAGCUCCGGACCGCUACGGCAUGGACAUCCCGCUCGAGGCAAAAUGGACACGCAUUCGCCGCGCCCUCGUCUCCCCCGAGGUCCUGGAGCGCGCAGGCGUCCGCUAUGAGGCACGGCCAGAUUACGUCGCAAUCCUAGGUGUGCUCUCACGCGAAGAAAUCACAAAUUAUGCCCGUCUCUCUGCCGAAGCCCGCGCAGCUCGCUCCCGUGGCAGGCCAAACGGCAACGGGACCAACACAAGCCCGACUUCACAUCCCCGUCGACGCGGCGACUCCCGUGGUGCCUCCUCCUCGUCAGACGACAUCCUCUGGGAUUCAUCUGAUGCAUCUUCAGAAGCAAGCAACGAUGACAGAAAGGGCAACAAGACAUAUUACAUCGUUCCGCCGCCGUCAGACAAGGAAAAGGGCACUUCCCCCGCGGCGACGGUACAGCCAAAGCCGAUUCUCAAGAAUAAGAAUGAGAACCAUGUGCGCUUCGACCCGGAGCCGCACGAGGUCGAGCCUCAGUCUUCCUCGCCGCGUUCAUACCGUGAUGAGAAGGACAGGAGACGACGGCCAUCGCGUAGGGAUCACGACCGAGAGCGGGAGCGAGACCGUGAUCGUGAUCACCGCGAUCGUGACCGUGAUCGAGAUCGAGAACGAGACCGCGAUCGCGACCACCGUGACCACCGCGACAGGGACAGAGACAGAGACCACUACCCGCGCCGCCACCACCGUGAGCGUUCUGACCGCGAAAGGCGGGACAAGAAGAAGGCAUGGGGCGAGACGCUAGGUGCGGUAGGUAUUGGUGGCGCAGCAGCAAGUCUGCUCAGCGUCCUUACGGAAGCCGCUUCUGUUUUGUAG
Colletotrichum truncatum is the source of this 2019-nucleotide messenger RNA. RefSeq lists its product as uncharacterized. The record is from RefSeq and is a predicted model, not a curated record. Lineage: Eukaryota; Fungi; Ascomycota; Sordariomycetes; Glomerellales; Glomerellaceae.